Phaedon cochleariae (mustard beetle) is the source of this 1989-nucleotide messenger RNA. NCBI's taxonomy places the organism in Eukaryota, Metazoa, Arthropoda, Insecta, Coleoptera, Chrysomelidae. The record is from the annotation of a GenBank genome assembly.
UGUUUAUUUUGAGAUUCAGGGUGAUUAAACUAGAGUUAUUCGAAGCUUUUUUAUGAUCAUCCCUGUCCCCGUAUAUACAGAAGUUUGUCUUUGCCGUAACGAUAUAUGUAUUAUUAUGUCUCAACAUUUUGAAAUAACAGUUAACUAUCUAUGUCUACUUAUAUUUUGUAUUCUUUGUAUAUUUUUUAAUUUAUUGAAAUAAGUGCACAUAAACAGUUUUAAUAACUUAUCAUAUGGCGUUUCGGAAAUAUUCAAGAAAUACCAUCUUCAGGGGUUCCCUUAUUAACUGGUUUAUUUCUUCCUAUUUUUGGUCGUAGAAGCUGCUCGUGAAGAUUGGCAGGCUAAUUUCGGAACACUCUCAGGGACAUCAUAAAAAAUAAUUGAUUAUAUACAUUGAUACAUUCAGUAUUUCAGAAGCGAAUCAAGACGCAUGUUUAUAUAAACUUUCUUACAUGAGCAUGACUGACAAAAAUAUGACAAUAAGGAAUCACCUCCUAUAUAAAACCCAAGUCCUGUAGAAACAUCUACACUAGAAACACAUAUUUGAUGAUUGAUACUUUUUUAGGGUUCAUUUUGUAUUCCAUCAUAACCACUAUCGUUUGUUCUUUCGGAAUUUUCGGGAACAGCUUAUCUCUGAUGGUCCUGAGGAGAAAGGAAUUAACCGGCUCUAUUUACACGUAUUUAGCUGUGUUGGCUGCCACAGAUUUGUCGUUAUCAAUAAUUUUUUUUCUCAGCGGUCUGAGCAGGGGGGCUUUUUAUGAGACCAAAUGGGCCACUUUAGAUGCUCUUGUCGGUAUGCCUGUUACAGCAGCCAUCAGCUCACUAAGUGUUAUGGCUACCGUGGCUGUGACGAUAGACAGGGUAUUGUUCUUGUGGCACCCUGUACAAUGUACCAGGCCGAGAUUUUGUAAUCCACGUAUUGCAAGGAAGCUUAUGACAGCGGGUCUCUUCUUGGCUGUUAUUAUGAACAUCCCGUAUUGUUUUAUUUUCGAAUGGACUGAAGAGGGACAUCUGAAAACUUCUGCAUUUUUCCAUUCCAGCAUCUAUAACUGUUUCAACUGGAUCAUGUUGAUAGUACUCACCAUCAUACCUGCAUUUAUAUUGAUCCUCGGGAAUGGUUUCCUGAUAAUGACGUUACGGAAAUCCCACAAAAUCUCAACCAGAUGCAAUGGAAAGAGAAUAAGGGACCACACAAAUUUGACCAUAAUCCUGAUUUCCAUAAUAGUCUUGUUCCUAAUCUCCGAAAUCCCUUCCAAUAUGGUCUCAAGAAUGAAAGCUAACAGCUUACUUUUCGGCGGCAUAAAAAAAAUCAACUUCAGAGCUCUGGAAAUCACCCGACAAAUCUGUACCUUUUUGGGGGCUGUGAAUGUGACCAUCAACUUCUUGUUCUAUUACCUCUUUUGUCCAGUCUUUUACCGAGCUCUUAUAAAGACCAUCAAGAGAGGAAAGAAGAAGAAAAUGCAGUCGAAAUCGAAAGUGAACGUCUUUGUGGUGAAGGGUGACGAUGAUCGUUUUGUCCCUGAUGUGAAGAUUUUGGAAGUAGCUAAACUGAGCACCAGGUCACCACUUUGCCUCAGCAAGAGCAAAACUACGCCAAGCGGUGGAGAUACUUUGGGAAAGAAGAGUGGCAACUCUGAUGAUACCGAAUAUUUGGAGAUCAUUGGAUCCCUGGUAGUUCGUAAAAUUAGGGUUUAUAGUUCAUUGGAUGAAGAUAGUUUUGGAAAUGAAUCUACUGCUGUAGCUAUAGAUCAUUAAAUUAUUUUCAUUCAUCAUCAUAAAUAGUUUCGAGAAUAUUGAAUAAAGCAGCGUUUAUUUACUUUAGAGAAUGUUUUCGUCAAGUCAAAUGUGAAGCAGGUGAGAAUUUAAUAACAAAUAUUACCAAAACGAAAUUUUGAAAUAAUGAAAAUAGACGAUUUGAAUGUUGCCUUUUCUGUACUCCUGUUACUCAUACUUUUGUUCUAUCUUUCCUAAUGCCAUCAGUGUCAAUCA